UGUUUUAAGCCAGAUUAGAGUCAGUGGACCAACUAAUAAUGGGUGAUGUUCUUCAAGUAAACAAAUUAUACUUCCACAUUUAGGUCCAUAUAACAUUUGUUUUUAAAUAGGGUUGUUUUAACCCACCUUAAAGUCAAAUACGAUGGACAAAGCAAUAUUGGGUCGUUAUUUUUUUAAUUACACCUUUAUUAUACUAAUUUGGCUCCAUAUUUGCUAUUUUAAAAACAACCCGUAUUUAAUGUAGUGUACAAUGUUGUCCAGCUUUAAGUCAAAUAUGGACCAACUAAACAAAUAUGUUUUCAACUAAACCUAAAUUAUCCAUAACUUGUUAGGCUCUGUAUUUAGUAUUUUCAAAACAACCCAACUCUGUAGUCAGCCAGACGCUGGGUUAUCGCGGUGGCUUUGCGCCAGAUAGAGGCGCGACAAGUCUGUCGGGUCACUGAGGGAACUAAUAGUGAAGCAAUAAUUAACCCAUUUAACAGCUCUCCUUAUCUGUCGUCUUGAGAUGUGUUCGGGAUUAUCAUCCAGACUCCCGCCACCUGUAGCGGAUCAUGGCCGCUCCUCUAUCCUCUCUCCGACCGCUGGUCCUCCUCGUGCUACUCUCGCUGCUGCUGUUGGCCCCACGGAGCUCCAGCGCCCUGCAACGGAUCUUCCUGCGGGACAUCAUCGAUGUUUACGGGCAGAACGGUUCAUUGGACCUCGCUGAUGUCACAGGCUUACUCGAGACCAUCGUGCAGCACUCGGUGGACACCAACAUUCCCGUGCACGCGCAGUGCAUGAAUGCAGAGGAGAUCCUGGUGCAUUACGGGUUCCACAACACCUCUGUCCUGAAUGAAGAGCAUCUGUCUAUUGUUUGUCCCGCUCUGCUCAAUAAAGCCGUGCUGCCGCCCUGUCCGACGGACCCUCCAACACACACUGAAGACUCCGAUCUACACGUUUGGGGUUAUGCCUUCCUGGCGGUGACCAUCAUUAAUCUGGCUUCUCUGCUGGGAAUGACCCUCGUCCCAAUCACCAAGAAACCCUUCUUCCCUAAAGUGCUCACUUAUUUCCUGGGCCUGGGCGUCGGCACGCUCUUCAGCAACGGCGCUCUGCAGCUCAUACCUGAGGCAUUCGGGUUUGACCCAAAAGCAGACGGUUUCGUCCUUCAGUCUGUCGGGGUGUUCGGUGGAUUCUACGCACUUUACAUCGUAGAAAAAAUCCUGAAGAUUGUCCUCAAACCCGAAUAUGAGGUACGUUUGUCUUAUCUAGUGUCAGGAAUGUUUCUGAAUGCGUUCCAAGAACUCAAAAGUGGGGCACUGAGAUUAUCUCACCAGGGUCACAAUCAGUGCCAGUCUUCAGAAUGUGGCCAGCAGAAUCCCGGAUUCACAGAUUCAGAAAUUAACCUCGCCAUUAGUGACAAAAUCAGCAUCGCCUCUGAACCUGCAUCUGAACGGGGCAGAGCUGCAGAGUUCUCCAGACCUCUUCACAGACCAAGUCCCUACCAUCUGAAGGACUCUCAACCUACUUGCAGCAUAAAUCCUUCCCACUUGGAAGACUCUGAACCCACUUGCGGAGUAAGUCCCUACCACUACCUGCAGCAUAAUUCUUCCCACUUGGAUGAGUCCAAAUCUACUUACAGAGUCUCUCAACCAACUUUUGGCGCAAGUCCCUACCACUUGGAGGUCUCCCCACCUACUUGUGGAGUAAGUCCCUACGACAUGGAGGUCUCUCAACCUACUUGUCUCUACCAUCUAAAAGUCUCUCAAACUACUUGCGACGUGAAUCCUUCCCACUUGGAAGACUCUGAACCCACUUGCGGAAGUAAGUCCCUACCUCUUGGAGGUCUCUCAACCUUCUUGUUGAGUAAGUCCCUACCACUUGGAGGUCUCUCAACCAACUUUUGGCGCAAGUCCCUACCACUUGGAGGUCUCCCCACCUACUUGUGGAACUCUGAACCCACUUGCGGAGGCUCUUGCAAAUGGCUGAGAGGCAGAAAUUUGUCCAAUGUGAAGACAGUGGCGUGGAUGAUUAGUCUGAGUGAUGCUAUCAACAACUUUAUUGAUGGAAUUACCAUCGGCGCCUCGUUCUCCGUUUCCCUCGUGAACGGAUUCAGCACCUCCAUCGCCUGCGCGAGUGAGGAGUUACCACAUGAGCUUGGCGACUUCAUCAUCCUCCUGAAUGCAGGUCUCAGUGUCCCGCAGGCUGCCUUCUUCAACCUGCUCUCCUCCUGCUCCUGCUACUUUGGCCUGGUUGUGGGCAUCUUAUUGGGCAACACUUUCAGCCCCGGCCUCAUCUUUGCCCUCUCCAGCGGCAUGUUCUUCUACAUCGCCCUGGCUGACCUGGUUAGAAUACAGCACACCACAUCCAAGGGCGGUAUUGUGUCGUAAAAUG
This is a messenger RNA of Danio rerio (zebrafish), 2370 nucleotides long. Lineage: Eukaryota; Metazoa; Chordata; Actinopteri; Cypriniformes; Danionidae. The record is from RefSeq and is a predicted model, not a curated record.